Balearica regulorum gibbericeps (East African grey crowned-crane) is the source of this 1409-nucleotide messenger RNA. The record is from RefSeq and is a predicted model, not a curated record. Lineage: Eukaryota; Metazoa; Chordata; Aves; Gruiformes; Gruidae.
AAAAAACAAGUGAGUCAAACAAAGAUCCGGGUGAUCUCUACAAUCCUCUUCAUCCUGGCAGGCUGCAUUGUCUUUGUGACCAUUCCUGCAGUUAUCUUCAAACACAUCGAGGGAUGGACAGCCUUGGAGUCCAUCUACUUUGUGGUUGUUACUCUGACUACCGUUGGCUUCGGUGACUUUGUAGCAGGAGGAAAUGCUGACAUCCAUUACCGGGAGUGGUAUAAACCCUUAGUGUGGUUCUGGAUCCUUGUUGGCCUUGCCUAUUUUGCUGCUGUCCUGAGUAUGAUUGGAGACUGGUUAAGAGUCCUGUCCAAGAAGACAAAAGAAGAGGUUGGAGAAAUAAAAGCCCAUGCAGCUGAGUGGAAAGCGAACGUGACGGCUGAGUUUAGAGAGACACGGAGGCGGCUCAGCGUGGAGAUCCACGACAAACUUCAGCGAGCAGCAACCAUCCGGAGCAUGGAGCGCAGGCGCCUGGGCCUGGACCAGCGAGCCCACUCCUUAGACAUGCUGUCUCCAGAGAAGCGCUCUGUCUUUACUGCCUUGGAAACAGGACGCUUCAAGGCCUCAUCUCAGGAAAGCAUCAACAACAGGCCUAACAACCUGCGCCUUAAAGGGUCAGAUCAGCUCAACAAGCAUGGGCAGGGGGCAUCCGAGGACAACAUCAUUAACAAGUUUGGAUCGUCUGCUAAGAUGACCAAGAGGAAAAACAAAGACCUCAAAAAGACCAUCCCCGAGGAUGUGCGUAAAAUUUAUGAGACCUUCCGAAACUACUCCUUGGAUGAAGAAAAAAAGGAAGAGGAGAUGGAGAAGAUGUGUAAUUCUGAGAACUCUUCUAGCACUGCAGUCCUGACCAACUGCAUCCAGCAGCACUCAGACCUGGAGAAUGGAGUGAUCCCCAAUGAAACCAAAGAAAGGGAACAUGAAAACAAAGCAUUACUUGAAGAUAGAAAUUAAAUGUAAAAGAUGCUUGACUUAACAAUGUUAGUGUUUUUAUAUACAUAUAUAUAUUGAGACACGUGCCUUAUACAGACUCCUUAUUCAGUCUGAAUUAUAUAGCAUUGAAGAAUAUUUCACUGUGCCAUAAAGACUCAAGCUUGCUCUGCCAAAACAAAUCAGGAACACAGCACUGCAGAAUGGCAACAGAAAGCUACGAACAUGGAAAUUUCAGCCUGUAUAAGAUUACCAGGGCAAGACACAGAGGAAGAGAUUGAACCAUGGCAAUAUCACCAGAGUGCUCCUACUAUGGCAUAAUAUUAGACAAAGGGCAGCUAUGUAAGAAGAGCCUUUGAAAGGGAUGAAAGAAAGUGUAUCUUUGUAAUGGAGUAUGCAUCCAUAAAGCCUUCCCCUGGUGAUUAAAAAUAGGAGAAACGAUUGGAGUGAACUAGAAACUUUCAGUAAGGCUUAGUUUA